CCCGAUGAGGCGGCGGUGCUUCUGGCAACCCGCUGACGGAACUCUAACAGCCCCGAUAAGAUUAAGUGGUUAACCCCCUUGUGGACUGUGACUUUAGCGACCGAACCAAUAACACGGGUAAUUAGGGACCGUGAAGAAGUGUCAGACGAUAUAAGCGCUAAAUAAUCCAUUUGUUUAGGAAGGAAUUUGUUGUUUUCAGCUAGCAUUAGCACCAUCGAACUGCUAUCAGCCAGUCAAGCUAGCAAGUUCUUUUUUUUAGCUCGGCGGCUAAUGCUACAUCCGUCAAACUAUUUCCUACCGCUUGUCCAAGCUUGUGCAAAGCCUAUGAACUCGGGGAUAUCGUAGCCUCCGCAAACAUGUCCACCACUUCGUUGGAUAAAGAACUGCAGGAGCGGCUGAGAGAGGCGUGUGCCAUCGGGGACAUUGACGAAGUGCGGACAUUGGUAGAGAGUGGAGUCAACGUCAACUCCCAGAACGAAAUAAAUGGAUGGACUUGCCUGCAUUGGGCAUGCAAGCGGAACCAUAAGCUCAUCGUGUCCUACUUACUAAGUAGUGGUGCGGACAAAGACAUCCUUACGGCGAAGGAGGAGAGGGCCGCACAGCUCACGUCCAAGCCAGAGAUCAAACGACUUUUAGGAGUUGAAGUGGAAGACCUGCCUGAAGUCCCGGGGCCUGAGUUGCCAAUCAUCCCCAAUUAUUUGUCGAACCCGCUUUUCAUAUACUCCAAGAUGGAUAAGAAGAGAGAGCUGCUCCUCUCUCAGCACAUUGUACAAAAUGGAUCUGUGGAUCACAUUGAGACUGCGGACAGCGAUUCAGCCCCCCUUUCUCCAGCCGAGCACCUUCAGCUGUCUCAAAGCCUGGGCACUGAUGAGCCCUACACAAACACCACCCUUCUUAACCAGGCCAGGGAAUUUGUUCCUCUGGCUGAGCAAAACGGGGCGACACCGGUCUAUGGUCCACCCCACAACAACCACACAGUUGUAAACUGCACGGUGCCGGCAGAUCUGUCGGUCGAGCCUCACCUCGUCAACCACACUGUGCCACACAACGGAACCAUGUGCUCGCCUCCUUUGGCCUCGCACAGCCCGGGUUUGGCUUGCAGCAGUGGGGGUCAGGUCCAAGCGCCUGUGACUAACGCUAAUCCAGCUGUGAGCAGGCAGCAGUCCGUGCCGCAGCAGAUAGGCUACAGUCAGCCGGGGGGACCUUUGCCCGCAUUCCAGCCCUUUUUCUUCACAAGCACCUUCCCAGUCAAUGUGCAAGAGUUAGUACUGAAGGUGCGUAUUCAGAACCCAAACGCGCGGGAGAACGACUUCAUCGAAGUAGAGCUGGACCGCCAGGAGCUCACGUAUCGCUCACUGCUAAGGGUCUGCUGCCGUGAGCUGGACAUCAGUACGGAGCAUGUGGAGAAGAUCCGCAAGCUGCCAAACACUAUGUUGAGAAAGGACAAAGAUGUCGCCCGGCUGCAGGACUUCCAGGAGCUGGAGGUUGUCCUGGAGAAAUCUGAGGGCUUGUCCUUCUCCAGCACAGGGAGCUUGACCGACAGACCCUGCUACAACAUGAAGGCCUCCCGCCUCACCUACUAGUGCACCCCAACAGAGUUUCCCUGCUUCUAAUGGGCUUGUGUAGCUGCCCCUUGAGCAGCCAUUACCCAGUUGCCUGCCAGAUCUCUUGUCAAGCUUUGUUCAGCUGGGGUGUUCUGCCAAAUUUCCUGAAUGGGAUUUCAUUUAUCAAGUUCGCCAGCUAUUGUCCUGUUCCUGGCCCUUUCGCUGCUUUAGUGUUCCCAACGAGCUGUUAGAGACCUGAUCCACGGCGGCUUGGAUAUUUGGCCCCAUCUCUUCUUCCCAGUGCACUUUGUGCCAAGGAUUCAGAGGAACAACAUGGAGUAGGUCAGGGACUUUGGCCUGUUAUUCUGUUGACUGAACGGGUUUCUGCAAUAGCCUUAUUUGGACGUCUCAAUCGGCAAACUUUGGACAAAGGUCUGAUUUUAGUCUGGUUUUCUUGUUGAAACAUUUUCCAAUUGGCUUACUUACACACUGUCAUACAUGGUGUCGCUUUAGUGUCUUUGCUGCCGAGGGGACUUCUAUUAGUUUCGUGAUCUUUUUUUGGAUUGGUCAUUUUAGCUGCUGUCUACACACGAGUGGACAUGAAAAAAACUGUAGAAAGGAACAGUUAUUUUCAUCUUUAAAGUUAUUUGGUGAAUUGGACCUUUUUUUGGUAUGAGGCUUUUGUUGACAAUUUUAGAAACCAGUUCUGCUGAAUCAGCUCAUUGGAUCGAAGAAUGAGCAAACUCUAUCAGAAAGGAAUGCAACUGUGCAAGUUUUCAGUUGUAUUUUAAUAACCCGCUUAUUAAGACAUGCGGAACCGUGGAAGCAAAUGCUCAAUUAUUCCAACUAUAUCGUUCAAAGAAAAGUGAGUUUAUGAACAAUCUACAUCGUUUUGGCGGACAUUGUUUCUUUUUAAUAACUGUUAUUUUAUUUCAAAUGGUAGCUUUACGAGAUAACACUAGUUUGACAUUACUUUAACCUGCACUGGAUGAUUAUAUUAUUAUUAUAUUAUUAUUAAUACUUACUAUAUUUGAAGAGGGCACGUGGAGCACCGACUUCUGUUAAAUGAGAAUUCUUAUGCUGCUUCCAUCAUUGCAUUCUUUUAAAGGUGGGGCCCAUUUUCCUGACAUUGCACAUCCUACAAUCGAAAAGUUCCUCUCCCAGUAAUAACUGUUUACUGUUCAAAGGUAUACCUGAAGCUCUUACUUGUAUUUCUAUGGUUGACAAUAUAUAUUUUUAUUAAUAAGCAUAGGUUUUUUUUUCUUCUUUUAACCAGGUAGGCCUGUUGUGUUUGUGUCAAAACAUUUAUGGUGUAAGCUGGAACAGAUGAAGAAAAGUGCAAUUUGAGGUAAAGACAAUGUGAGUCGAAGGCUUUAUUGAAGCAAAGACAAGUGAGGCGGAUGAGAGGUAUGUUUGAUGAAGGACUAACAGUAUUUGUAGGGUUGUUUAUCAUUCUAUAGGAAAAGCAGAUGACAUUUUGACCUAACCUAUGCAUCCAGAGUCUGAUAUUUUUAUAAACGAUACAUCCUGUGUACUUGCAGAUGUAAUCGUAGGCACUGCUGAAGCUGUUUUGUUUUGUUUUGGAGACCUGUGUGUUCUUUGAUAAAGCAUGAUGAAUGGCUUCAUCUCCUCGCCUACUUUGUAGUCCUUCAUGAUUAAGGUUGCUACUCUUGUAAACUGAACAAAUAUAACACUGUUUCAUGACCUGAACUCAAAUGUGUAACACAGCUCAGGUGUUCCAUUCAUCCGCGACCAUCACAGGAAAUGUUGAAGCAUGAUCAUUUUAGUUCCUUCCAAUAUCCAGGAACUUAGCACAGCCAUAGAAAAGUAGAAAACCGACAUUCCAUAAACCACAAUCAACCUGAUCAACUAUGCCAAAGAGAUGUGUUGCAUUGUCUGAAGCAAAUGGUCUGAUAAAACUGCACAUUUUCUUCAGUGGCACACCUGUGAAAUAAUCCUGCUGUCCAAACAGCCUCUUAUGCUUCCCUUGUAGGGUUUAUCUCAGCAAAAGGAGAAGCGCUCACUGACAGAUUUCAACACGUGUAAAUAAUAUUUGAGAGGAAUCAGCCUUUUGUGUAUUUCGAAAAAGAUACGUUCAACACCAGAAAAAUGGGAACAAAAACAAAAAUGUGGGGUUUGUAGUUUUUGGUUUUUCAUAAUUGAAAACCAACUUGACAGCCACUAGAGGGAAGUAAAGAUUCAUUCCUUUUUAAAUCGUGUCUGUCUAAUAAUUGCUAGGAGACACACCCUUUUAACCCCUAUUCAAGUCAGAUUGAAGUCAAAGUUCACUGUUCUGAAGUCACUAACCUGAACCAGUCAGUCAUCUCCAGUUGGCACACACACACACUGUGGGCUUCAAUUAUUCUUUUUCCAGAAUGGAAUUAUAACAUGUUUCCCUAGUAUUAAAGUUGAAUUAGGUGCCGAAUUUGGACUUAUUUAGAAUGUUCUAUUAAUUUACAGGUUAAAAAAGAUACAUAGGCAUCUUAAUCAUAAAAUAUUAGGUGCAGGUUCUCCAGGUUCCUGAAUGACCUUUAACCUGUAUAAAGCCAAACCCUAUGUAUUGCCUUUUUAUUACUUAUUAUGAUUGACUGCAGAUGAUACUAUAUUUUGCAGCAUUAAAGAAUGGACUGUGAAAAUUCAAAAUGGGAGGUGGUGUAAUUUCCAUUAGUAAAAGUAUAUAUCAGUCG
Messenger RNA from Entelurus aequoreus (snake pipefish), 4231 nucleotides. It is a transcript of the gene ankrd40, whose product is annotated as ankyrin repeat domain 40. The transcript has 5 exons. Bases 357 to 1583 code for a protein of 408 amino acids. The record is from RefSeq and is a predicted model, not a curated record. Lineage: Eukaryota; Metazoa; Chordata; Actinopteri; Syngnathiformes; Syngnathidae. Gene Ontology annotation, molecular function: protein binding.